Hyalella azteca is the source of this 627-nucleotide messenger RNA. Its product is annotated as ADP-ribosylation factor-like protein 3. The record is from RefSeq and is a predicted model, not a curated record. Gene Ontology annotation, cellular component: cytoplasm; microtubule cytoskeleton. Gene Ontology annotation, biological process: cilium assembly. The transcript has 5 exons. NCBI's taxonomy places the organism in Eukaryota, Metazoa, Arthropoda, Malacostraca, Amphipoda, Hyalellidae. Gene Ontology annotation, molecular function: GTPase activity; GTP binding. The coding region runs from base 148 to 627 and encodes 159 amino acids.
CCGCGCAUCGAGCAGCUCAAGCAUUUCAUUCUCUCUGGAUUGCCGUCAUAUUUUCAAGAACCAUUCAUUGUUUUCCUUCAUAAAACUCAUACAUAUAUUUCAGUGUACUAAUUAUAUACGUUUAAGUGGUCUCUAAAUAAAUAAGCAAUGGGUCUGCUGUCUCUGCUGCGUAAGCUGAAGCAGGCGCCAGACCGCGAGCUGCGGCUGCUGCUGCUCGGUCUAGACAACGCAGGCAAGACCACACUACUGAAGACCCUUGCUGCUGAAGACCCCACCCACAUCACCCCUACGCAGGGGUUCAACAUCAAGAGCGUGUCAUGCGAGGGGUUCAAGCUGCACGUAUGGGACAUCGGGGGCCAGCGCAAGAUCCGGCCCUACUGGCGCAACUACUUCGAGAACACCGACGUCCUGCUCUACGUCAUCGACUCCGCAGACCGAAAACGCAUGGAGGAAACUGGCUUCGAACUCGCCGAGAUAUUGGGGGAGGAUAAACUGGCCGGGGUGCCGGCGUUGGUCCUAGCAAACAAACAGGAUCUGUUCAACGCUGCCCCGGCGUCCGAGAUCGCGGACAACCUGCAGCUGCACACAAUCCGCAACCGCGGCUGGCAGAUCCAGCCGGCGAGCUGA